AUGGUUACCAGGGCGCGCGGUAGAGCCUCCGCCAAACCAACUCCCGCCCACAAUAUAGAGCAAGAGGCUCAUGAAUCCCAACAAGAAGUAAUAGGGGACCUUGACCGCGAUAUAGACGACGAAGCGACUGCUUCCUUAUUGAACCGGACGACACAUAACGUAUCAAAAAAGCACAGUCGGAAUGGAAAGCCGAAAAUAACCUCCAUGAGGCAGAAGGGCCCUGUUAUGGAUGAGGACAGUGAUGAUGCCCCAACGGACGAGCCUCCAGAAAGACCGGUCAAACGUGCUCGGCCCAAUCCGCGAGCGAAGCAGUCCACCACGGACCCAACGAGUAGUACUAGAAGCCGGUCUGUGGCGGUAGUCAUUUAUCAGACCGGGGGUGACAAGGUGCAACAACCUGGCAGACCACAGACGCGCAGUGUGAAGCAAAAGCUAGACCUCGAGGUUUCAGGAAGCGACAACCAUGCUGGGGGAAUAAGUCCUGACAGAGCUCCAUCAGAUGAAUCCCCGGGAGCAGUUCCCAAGAAAAAGGUACCUCAACCACCUCGGACCACCUCAAGAAGCCCCGCUUCCCUCGUUCCAUCAAGUCAUUCGAUAUGCGAUGACGAGAAACCUGAUGAAGAUAACGGGCUUGAGCCACUAUCGGAAGAUUCUGAGCAUGAGGUUGAAAAUGAGGGGUCGCCAGAAUCCAGCGAAGAAGAACGGGGUCCUUCCCCUCUAUUGCUACCAAAUAUGAUGCACCCUGGGUUCUUGGGAGACAUGGUCAAAAUCGCUGAGCGAGUUGGUCACAAAUAUGAUAGGGAGUGGAAUAGUUAUGAGCCGGUAUUGGAAGGGCUCAAUCUUCGUACUAGUUUGGGAAAGAAGCUGGAUCAGAAGUUGAAGCGUCUCAAUAUAGCAUACGCAAGGCUGCAGGAUGCGAAGACUUCUGAAGACAACAGAACGAUAGAUGCGAUAGACGAUAAGAUCUACAGCCGCAUCCUAGAUUUAACGGAAGUCAUUGAGGAAGCCCUCAGUGCAUUGCCUGAGAAUCCUCGAUCCAGAAUCCGAUAUCCCAUGGUUACUCCACUUCUUGUUGAUCUUUAUUUCAAUAUUCUUCCGAUGCUCCUGAAGUGUAUCAAGCUAGGGGUAGAGGCACGUGAUGACGAUGGACGUACAAGCCUUCUUGAUCUGAACGAGUUUGAUCGCCUUAUCAAUCUAUAUUGGAGGCUGGGGGACACUGCAGUCAAUAUUCCACCACAGCUACAACCAACACCUGGCGAUUGUUUAGACGGCAUCAAAAGUCGUAGUUCGACGUUCCAAACUAAACAGCCAACCCGGGAAGCCCUUGUAAAGGCCCGUAGCCUCCAUAGGAUGCUUAGAAGGAAGAUAUUGAACUCAGAAAGCAUGGUGAAGAAUGCGGAUAAUCCGAGGUUGGCAAUGAAGCGAAAAGAGGCAGAUGAAGAGGAGCUACGAUGGGAGUUAUCCCAGAAAAAGCUAGAGCGUCGCAGAUUGCUGGAGGAGGUUGAGCAUAGACUUGAAGAGAAAGCCCGCGUAACACGCGAGCAUCGCCAACUAAUCAAUAAAACCCACCGCUUGCAGCGCGAAGCUAUAGAUAGACAGCUCCGCAAAAGGCAGCUAAAGACGGGAGUUAACAGUACAAGAAGGUGGGCGAGACCAUCUAACGAGGCUAGGGUGGCAAGCCUGCCGCCUUCGCAAUAUGAAGGAUCCAAUGAGUACGACGUUGAAGAUGACUCCGAUCCAUUCGCAGAUGAUUAUUCUCCUCGCAUUCAUCUGUUUCCGAACAAUAACAAAAAGUCAAACGUACCAGCCGAAUGGUCAAACAAGCAGAAAGCUACAUUCAUUGAGUGCAUGAGACUCGAGCAAGGGCAAGAUAGAUACGAACGAGCAGCUAAACGUCUCCAAUGUAGCAUGGAUGAGGUAUUCGCCUAUGCCAAGAAUCUUCAGGAGGCCAUGGAUGUUGCUCAUGAGAAGGGGCUGAUGAAUUCGGAGGAAGACGAGUGGACCUACGACGUGUGGGUCGAGCGGGAUUGA
Venustampulla echinocandica is the source of this 2031-nucleotide messenger RNA. RefSeq lists its product as uncharacterized. The transcript has 3 exons. The record is from RefSeq and is a predicted model, not a curated record. The coding region runs from base 1 to 2031 and encodes 676 amino acids. Lineage: Eukaryota; Fungi; Ascomycota; Leotiomycetes; Helotiales; Pleuroascaceae.